AUUCGAUACAGCUAGGCACCUAAUUACUACCAAUUUCUCUAAACUCGCGGCCUCAGUUCAUUUUUGUUGGUGAGGUUUUUGCCCAGCAAUCCAUCUGCCACAGUAUCUUUGUGGUUUUUAUUUUUAUUUUUUCGAAUAGGAAGCUUAUCUCGGGACUUUUCCAAGCUUUCUUUCCUUUUCAAAGCUCGUAAACUGAGCAACUCUCGAGGUCAAUCAACUCGUGUUACCUACCCCUUGCCACCAGCGCAUAACACCAAAAUACAGACAGUCUCACUUUGAAUCGCUACGGCCUUUAUAUUUGUACCAACUAGCAUUGCCGUUGCUACACCCCCUCUCAACCGGGUGCCGCACAUUCAACAAAGCCUCAAUUUCCACCAACACUUAUCCAAUAUGGUUCAGAUCAGCGAGGGGACAUUCAGCAUCGGGAACCAGAGUCUGUAUACAAGGACCUGGCUGCCCGAUGGAGCUCCCAAGGCGAAGCUGGUCCUGAUCCAUGGCUUCUCGGACCACGUCAACCUGUAUAAUGACUUUGGCAACGCCGUAGCCAAUGGCGGCAUUGCCGUGUACGGCUUUGACCAGCGCGGCUGGGGCAGGUCCGUCAAGACCCCGGCCGACCGCGGCAAGACGGGCCCGACGUCCAUGGUCCUCGCCGACAUAGUUGCCUUCAUCGAGCCCCUCCUCGACGACGGCAGCAACCUGCCCGUGUUCGUCAUGGGCCACUCGAUGGGUGGCGGCCAGGUGCUGACGCUGGCCGGCGACCAGAAGUACGAGGCCAACGUGGUCAGCCGGGUGCAAGGCUGGAUCCUCGAGGCGCCCUUCAUCGCGUGGCCGGCCGGCCAGGCGCCCAGCUGGCUCAAGAUAAAUGUGGGUCGGUUCGCCGGCAAGUUCAUGCCGUACCGCCAGCUCGAGCACGUCAUCCCGCCCAAGGACCUGACGCGCAACCAAGAGGUCGUCAAGAUCCUUGAGAAUGACAAGCUGUGCCACAACCUCGGCACCCUUGAGGGUCUGGCGUCGCUGCUGGACCGGACUGUGGAUCUCGCGUCGGGCAAGACGAAGCUGUUGCCGUCGGUCAAGGCCAUGUGGCUCGGCCACGGCACCGCCGACAAGGCAUGUGACCACGACGCGUCCAAGAAGUUCUUUGACGAGCAGACCAGGUUGCAGGACAAGGAGUUCAGAUCGUACGACGGUUGGUAUCACCAGAUGCAUACCGAGCCUGACAGAGAGCAGUUUUUCCAGCAUGUCAUUGAGUGGAUUUGCAAGAGGACUCCUGGCCAGGAUGCGGCGAAGCCGGAUGUUGAGACUGUGGCUGGAUCCAAGUUGUAGGCUCUCUGUGUUGAUUUAUCUAGUUCUUGGUUGAUUUAGUUAGCCAUAUAUGCAAACUUCUCACCUAAGCAUGCUUUACUUGACGGGAUCAGGUCAUGAGUGGUCAGUAAGG
This is a messenger RNA of Pyricularia oryzae 70-15, 1435 nucleotides long. RefSeq names its product lysophospholipase. NCBI's taxonomy places the organism in Eukaryota, Fungi, Ascomycota, Sordariomycetes, Magnaporthales, Pyriculariaceae. Gene Ontology annotation, cellular component: membrane. The record is from RefSeq and is a predicted model, not a curated record. The transcript has 2 exons. Gene Ontology annotation, molecular function: lipase activity. Bases 391 to 1323 code for a protein of 310 amino acids.